GUUAAAUCCCAAGUAAUGGUUUAUUUGGGCCUUCUCCUAAUCUUACCGGCGGUUUCCUACUGCUUUAACCCGCUGAAAUUGCGGAAACUUGACAUUACAGUUAGAUCACUAAAUUCCUGUGCGGAAUACAACGAACAAUUUUUAGAUAACGUUUUUUACUCAUAUUUUAAGCCUUUGCCGGGUGUUGUGAUAACUUCAGUAAAUGAAGGUGAACAUAACAUUUGGAACAGGACCUCUCCGGUGGAAUUUUGUAAAUAUGCCCUCGUGGCUUAUAAACAUAAAACGCCUUAUCUCUUGUAUAUAUUGAGGGAUAACCCGGAAUUCACCAUUGAUAAUUAUUAUAUAAAAUAUGAGACUGGCUGGGAUCCGAUUGACGGUUCAACUUACAAACAACUGAUUAAUCAGUUGGAAAAGGUGCGUCAGUCACACUGUGUCACACUAUUUCUUGAUAAUAACUCAACAUUGACGACUUACGCCACGGUCCACGAGUAUAAUAAUAAGUAUAGAGUACAAUUUGUAGCGCCAAAAUAUGGUUAUUUAGCUUGGCGAGUGCAUCUUAACGGUACAAUUUGGUCAUCUAAGGAUAAUGAGAGUCGCUGUGCAGCUGUUUGGGGGUAUCGUCUGGAUGGUUUUAACAUUUCAUAUGUUAAGUUAUUGAUUAAACAUUCUGAUGGUGGGUCUGAGCUAUUGGAAUUUUAUCAGAAGAACAGGCGUUGGGAUCGACCAGUUGAGUCUGGUCGUUUCGCAGGAAUACUUGGAAUUCAGCAUCCAGACAGUUUUCUGCAUCCUGAAUAUGAUUUUUUCGAUAAAAUUGGUCUAAUUCACUUCCCACCGUUCAGACCUCAAAAGAUUGGAACCCAGAUUGUUUCAAGUAAUACUGACCCCAGUUUACUGUAUAUUGACAUGUCCAUUACCAAUGAGUAUGUGUUUACACAGAAAGGACAUUUGGACGGUGUGUACUACCAGGUGUUUAAACCGAAAGGUGAUGCGAUGGUAUAUAGGGUCCGGGAAUCAUUUUUAAAGGUUUGGAACCCAUACCGUGAUGAAAAUUUAAAACUGGCCAUCGUAGCCUAUGAACGUAACAUACCAAUCCUAAUGUACACCAUCAUCAGCAUCGGCAAUACCAUUAACAGCUUUUAUUUCCGUAAAAAGAUCUUACGGACACACAGUUCCGAUUCUCACAGCAGUCCUAAUAGUACCAACACUAGCAUCAAUAGUAGUAUUAAUAGUAGUGGUAACACUAUUAUCAGUAGUAGUGGUAACGCUAGCAUCAAUGGUAGUGUUGGUGAUGGUGUGGAUUUGAGGGAUGAGGAUUAUAUAAAUAAUUCAUGUUGGAUAAGAACGACGUUGACAUAUUAUAAGGAGAAGAUAGAGCAGUUGAGUGCAUUAUCGUAUGAGAAGGUGGAGGAGGUAAAAUUGGACAUAUAUUUACCUUCGGCUAGUGGUAAAUUUUACUACAUACCAGCUCAGGGAUACUCCUACUAUGCGCCAAAACCUUCAUAUAAAAUUACCAAGGUUAUGAACCAGCUGGAGGUCAUUUGGGCUUCCAAGGAUAAUGAACGGGUUAUUGCCGCAUAUGUUUAUGAUAAUGGCUCACCGUACCUUGUUAAACUUGUCGUCGCCGACAACACUCAAAAUUCAAAAGUUCUUGUAUAUUAUUUGUUUAAUGGUAAAUUCAAUAUCGUCAAGUCUGUCAUACCCUCAAAUCUCCACAAAUCCCUCAACAUCAACCAAACCAAUAACAUAACCAGCUUUAAUUCCACUGCAAAUGGAAAUACAAGUGAUAGUAGUGUAAAUAAUACAAGUGAUAGUAAUGUAAAUAAUUCUGUAAAUACCGCAAAUGCCAGUUCAAAUAUUACAAACAAUAUUACAAACAAUAUUACAAACAAUAGUGUAAAUGAUACUGUAAAUGAUUCUGUAAAUGAUACUGUAAAAAAUAGUCUAAAUGAUAGUGUAAACAGUAGUGUAAACAGUAGUGUAAAAAAAUAUAAAUUAAUAAUAAAUGGGCAGGUGAGAGAGGUGUUGAAGGAGCACUAUGAGCAGGUGAUUAGAGGUUUAGAGGACUUUUAUUAUCCGCAGUAUAAUUUCUCACCCAAAGUUACCGAGUUCCCACUCUCGUAUCCCCUAGAUACCUACAAAACACUCUACGACUUCUCAUACUAUAAAUCGCUCUCCAAACAUGACACCAGUACUGGUAAUACUAGCAGUGGUAACACCAACAACACUCUAAACAUUGCCAAUACUCUAAAUAGUAGCACUAGUAGUGGUAACACUCUAAGUAGUAAUAGUAGUGAUAACACUAUUAUCAGUAGUGGUAGAAAUGGUUUGAUUGAUGAGUUUAUGGAGGGUUUUGUGGUGCCGUAUUAUGGUAUGUACGACUGUAUGUCGUUGGAUAUAUUUAACCCGGAUAAGAGGUUUGUGGAGAUCACAACGGGCACGCUCGACCGUAGAGUUAAGGUCAAGUUCAUACAGCCAAUGCCUGGAAAGUACUUUAACGGGAUAACGGAAAGAGGAGUUAAGAUGUACGCGAGGAUGAGUAAUACUGAAGCCUCGGUGGGAGUUCACCUGUACUCAAGCGACGGCGUAUACGUGCUGGCAGACGUGAUGCUGGCCUCGUCAAGACCAGCGUCAAUACAUCUCAAGAAAGUCAACGGCAUGUGGAAGUACAUUAGAAAACAAGAAUUCACACAAUUAUUACAACAAAUCAAAUCUGUACACUAAUAUAAUACUAUUGUA
Molecule: messenger RNA, 2736 nt
Organism: Theileria parva strain Muguga
Lineage: Eukaryota; Apicomplexa; Aconoidasida; Piroplasmida; Theileriidae
Exons: 1
Coding region: 16-2721 (901 amino acids)
Molecular function (GO): protein binding
Source: RefSeq, a predicted model, not a curated record